CGAUGACAGGACAGAAAAAGGUUCACAGCCUCCAAGAACUCGUCCGACUGCCAUCUGUGCAAGAACAUUUUCAUUAACAUCUCUGGUGCAUCUCUGCCUCCUCUCGGAUCUCCACCAUGAAGAUGCAGGCUUUGGGAUUUUUCACACUGGCUCUCAUAUUUGCAAAGACUCAAGGACAAAUCAGCACUGCUGCUACAACUACAUCUACAUUCUCGACAACAACUGCCCCCCUAACAACUACAUCUACUCCGUCUACCACUUCAACAGCUGCCCCUCCAACAACUACAUCUACUUUGCCGUCCACUACAACAACUGCCCCCCCAACGACUACAUCUACUUCGCCAUCCACUACAACAACUGCCCCCCCAACGACUACAUCUACUUCGCCGUCCACUACAACAACUGCCCCCCCAACGACUACAUCUACUUUGCCAACCACUACAACAACUGCCCCUCUGACCAUCACCACCACCGCCACUGCUUCGACCAUUUUGGAAAGUGCUACGACCAAAUCUCCAACCACUACAACAACUGCCCCCCAAACAACUACAUCUACUUCGCCAUCCACGACUAGAACAGCCCCAACGACCACCACAGCGACCACCAAAACGGCCGUCCCAUCCGGCACAACUACGACCAAAUCUCCAACCACCACAACAACUGGGACAACGACAACAACAACCACCCAAACCACCACCGCGCCCAAUGGAGGCUCAGGAGUCAAAGCCUCUCUGCUGUUGCCUCUGGGGACUUUGUUGCUCUACAAGCUCUGCCCCUGAGCGGUAAAUAGCAAGACUCUCCUCAAGGAAAAAAACGAUCUUGCUCUUUAACGUGUGUGAGUCUAAACAAAAGUUAACGUGAACUGAAUGUGCGUGUCCUCCAGUGAAGACACUAGUUUAGAAUGGACCUAAAACCUUUUUAAUGUACUGUAUGUUUAACACUUGCUAGUUGUUCUUAAAUAUACAACGUUUAUUGAUGAAAUGAAGGCAUUUGACAAAUCUGGUGGUUCAAAGGAGCAUGCUAUUUAACGUAAUGGAUCUGAACUUCAUGUGGCAUCAGGAAUGACUUGUUAUUGAUAAAGUGAUGUAAUGAUUGAGGCUACAGAUACUUGUUGGAGGGGACACAGCUUUUUUUGUAAUUAUUUUGUGUGUAAAGGCUGAAAAGAAUGAAUACACAUUAUUAGGAUAUUAACAUUUCUUUAAAAUCAAAACAUGAAUGAAAGAACAAUAUUCUAAUAAAAAGUAAUAUGAAACAAUUA
Molecule: messenger RNA, 1258 nt
Organism: Scophthalmus maximus (turbot)
Lineage: Eukaryota; Metazoa; Chordata; Actinopteri; Pleuronectiformes; Scophthalmidae
Product: integumentary mucin C.1-like
Exons: 2
Coding region: 117-779 (220 amino acids)
Source: RefSeq, a predicted model, not a curated record